AUGUCUCCAAUAAUUUGUGCUCUGUUCGCUAGACUUGCUUUAGUUCCCACAGCGUUCGCGGCUACCUCCACCCUCUUGGUAUCUCACUUCAGUGGAGCACUUUUUACUCUGUCGUUGAAUGCACAAGGUAACAAUGGUAGUCUUGCCAUUACAUCCGCCACUGGGGGCUGUGGUACCACGCCAACUUGGCUACAAUACUACGCCGACACAAAGAAGCUUUACUGUUGGGAUGAAUCAUGGCAAGGGUACGGAACAAUGGCCGAGUAUAACGUGUCUAGCGACGGUUCACUCAUUGUCAAUGGGCAGGCAAAGACUAGUGGAAAUGAUGUGCAUGGAGUGCUGUACGGAGGUCCCAGUGGAAGGAGCUACAUGGCAACCGUCGAAUAUACUCCCUCAACACUCACGACUUACGCUCUACCUCUGAAAGCCGGUCCUGAUCGUCCAUACACAGUUCCUCACCAGAUGGAGACCUUCUACAUGGCUAGUCCUGGGCCGAAUGAUCGUCAAAAAGACGGACCCCAUCCGCACCAAGCGCUUCUUGACCCCACUGGAAAAUUCCUCAUUGUGCCUGAUCUCGGCGCCGAUGUAAUUCACAUUUUCGCCAUCAAUGCAGCCAGUGGCCACCUUAACGCAUGUCCCGAUGCUCAGACAGCCCCAGGUGACGGCCCACGACAUGGAGAAUGGUGGAGCCCAAAAGGCAACACAUCCUCUCCAGAUGGCCUUAGGCUUUACACUGUCAAUGAACUUGGCAAUUCCGUCACAGGCUGGAGUGUGACAUACGGUGCGGGCUGUUUGAGUCUCAACAGGACGCAAACAAUAAGCACUUUUGCUGGAGGCAAGAUUCCAGCUGCAACAGUUUAUGAAGGCGCCUCAUACCCAGCCAAAGCGGCCGAGGUUCACAUCGUUGGCAACUUCCUCUAUGCUGCCAACCGCAAUGAUAAAUUAUUCGGGAAUCAGACGGACUCUUUAGCCACUUAUUCGAUUGAUCCUGCAACAGGAACUGUUUCUUGGAUUGAAGCGACCAGUGCACAUGCUUUCUACCCGAGGAGCUUCAACUUCAAUAAAGCUGGAACCAUGGUUGCAGUGGGUGGGCAGACGAGCUCAACUAUAUCUAUCAUUGCGAGAGAUAGUGUUUCGGGAAAGUUGGGACCUUUGAUUGCGUCAAUGCAAGUUGGGACUCAAGGAACAUACACAAACGAGGAUGGUCUUAGUUCAGUAGUGUGGGUUGAGUAG
This is a messenger RNA of Mollisia scopiformis, 1233 nucleotides long. RefSeq names its product 3-carboxy-cis,cis-mucoante lactonizing enzyme. The transcript is spliced from 2 exons. Gene Ontology annotation, molecular function: 6-phosphogluconolactonase activity; protein binding. Lineage: Eukaryota; Fungi; Ascomycota; Leotiomycetes; Helotiales; Mollisiaceae. The record is from RefSeq and is a predicted model, not a curated record. Bases 1 to 1233 code for a protein of 410 amino acids.